AUGGCAUUGAAUUGGGCUAUGAUCGCUUCCGAUGGUAAAAGUCCGGUGCCUCUACCUGGGGAGAAGAUUAUUUUAGAGCAGGAUAAAGUUUCUCUUGUUUUUGAUAUGGGCGGUGGUUAUCCUGGUAAUGCAGGAACUUAUAAAGCCGACGGUGGCAUAUUUUUAACAAACCAACGCGUAAUAUUUAUUUCGCGACCAACUUUACAACACUUUAAAUCUCUGAGCGUACCCCUUCUGAAUAUGAAAGAAGGCAAGCUUCAACAACCUUGGUUCGGGGCAAAUUAUUAUCAAGCUAUUGUGACUCCAGUUCCUAAUGGUGGACUCCCAGCUCCCGGACAAUUAAAAGUUACCUUCAAAGAAGGAGGUGGAUUUGAAUUCAGCUCACAUUAUAACAGUUUGAUGUUAAGAUUGUUUGAGAAUGAAGGGUCUUUAGUGGAGCAUACUGAACCAUUGCCAACUUAUACACCACGUCAAGUAAAUUCAUCAGCCUCACACUCGUCAUCAGGUGCAAUAUCUUCCGAUGUUUUAUCACCAGAGGUUCCUCUCAUUAACACUGAGCAAGCUGCUGGUGCCACAACUUCUCGUAAUAAUUCUACUACUACUGAAGUCAGACCACCACCAGUAGCUCCAGAUGAACUACCACCUUCCUACGAUGAAGUCAUAACGAGAUAA
This is a messenger RNA of Funneliformis mosseae, 672 nucleotides long. The record is from the annotation of a GenBank genome assembly. NCBI's taxonomy places the organism in Eukaryota, Fungi, Glomeromycota, Glomeromycetes, Glomerales, Glomeraceae.